AGGCAAGCUACUUUUAGUAAUCAAAAGUAGUGUACUUUUUUUCUGUAAAGAAACAAAAUUAUCAGUUGAAGACAAUGAAGAAGUGAUGAAAGUUUUAAUAAGUGCGACACAAAUCCCGUCGUAUUCUUGAAUCAGUUGAUAAAUAAUGAUCUUUAAUAAACAACCUGCAUAGACUACUUGUGAUUAGAUUGAGUGACGGCAAUUUUCAGUAAUAUCUCUUGAUUCGCAUAAAUUUAUAUCGAAUACGUCACUUAAUAUCGAUUUGAAUCCCAAAUAAAUUCAUUGGAUUGACAUUAUUUAAACUACGAUGCUGUCAAAAUGCUACCAGAUGUGCUUAGCUUACAACAUUGUCUUUUCUAAAUUAAGUGUGAUAUUUCAUUUCUUAUUAUUUUCAUGCAUUAUUUUUUCAAAUUUCGACCCGAUUUUGUGCAUGAAUAGAUACAAUAAAGUUCCGAAUGAUUGCAAUGAAAUGCCUGAAUACUCGUCUGUAAUUCGACGUCCAGGUGAUGGUGGCUUAGAGAUUCGUAUUCAGCUUUUGCCACCAGAUGCAAAACGUCGACGUGGUAGUGGUAAUAAUGGUCAAGUAAUUCUACAUUCAUCUGAUUUAAGUUCACCAAGCUACAAACCAGUAGUUCAUUACCUAAAUGGUAGGGAUUAUCUCAUUACAGUUGGGCCUAAAUUGCACUCGGAUACAGUUAAAAAUGGAUUACGACUGGAAUCUGUAUACUUGACUGCUGUACCAUUAGGUUCGCCAGAAAGUGAGGAAUUUAAUCAGAGUAAAGGAAGAUUUAUGCCAACAGUUUGUUCAAAUCAUGCCAUCGGAGCUAUUCGUUUUGCGUAUAAUUUUCCUAACCACGUGAGCUUUGUAUGGACAAGUCCAGCUAAUUCAGAAUCAACAAUACUGAAAUAUACACCGAAUACACAAAGUUUUAAUUCAUGUCUUGAGAUAAGAGCUACAAUCAUACCAUGGCAUUGGCACAGAUUUUAUUUCAAAAAUUCUGGAUCACUUCGUCAUGUAUUAUGCCCAGCAGAAGAUUUACGUCAAAUUGACGAAUGGUCGGAAUAUUUACACUCAAAUACAAAAUUAUUUAGAAAAGUGAAAAGUGAUAAUGUUAAAGCACGAUCUAUCACAAACAUUGGAAAAUUCGAUCAUGAUGAUAGUAAAAAUCACCGUUACAGUGAUAGUGGUUAUUAUGGAACGGAAGAAUCGGAUUCAUGUUCUGUACAAGAAUUACCAAAACCUGUUCGUACUUGCUGUGCAUGUAAUACAGCUAUUUAUCGUCUAAUCAUACAAUCUGAAUGGCAACAACAACAACACUGGAGAGAUUGGCCUACUACACCAACUGGUGCCAGUGGAUCAACAACUGAAAAUCCACACUGGAGUGAAAUUCUUGGUGCUUCACACAGCCCACAAUAUGACAUUUUUCAUGCUGGUGGCUAUGCAUCACCCGCUGUUGAUGCAUUAUGCACUACAAGUGAUGUAUCCAAAUUGGAAAGUGAAUUUCGUAAUCAAGCAGGUGAGAAUAUAUUAACUGUUAUACGUACAAGAGGAAUUGAUUCUAUGGCUCCACCUGAACAAAGGUUUCGCUCUGCCCUGUUUGCAGUCAACAGUUCUCAUCAUCUGUUAUCAUUUUUAUCACGUAUAGUUCCAAGUCCCGAUUGGUGUACAGGUUUAUCAAGAGUUGAUAUAUGUCUACAAAAUUGUUCAUGGCCCUUAAGAAUGCAAUUUCGUUUAGAACCAUGGGAUGCUGGCGUUAUGACUGGGAAUACAUAUAUUCCCAUUGAAAAUUCUGAAAGAUUAAGAGAACCAAAACCAAUGUGUCCAAUAACACCUGAUCUACGACCAAAUACACCAUUUACUGUUUUAACUGAUUACGUAUCUCUACCGAAUUCGGAUUCAUUCAGUUUAACUAAUCUACAUACGAGUGGUUCAAAUACAUUUAGAAAUCCUAAUUUAGGUUUACCAAUGUCAGAUCAAAUGAAUCUAUUAAAUAUUCCAUCGACCAGUGGACGUAUGCGCAGACAAUUUGCACGACUUGGUACUGUUGAACUGGAGUUAUUACGCAUAAAUGAGCAUGAAUCUUGUGCUACCGAAGUUCUUCAAGAAGAUCAAGCUAUGUCAAAAGCAUCAAGUUUUCCCCGUCGUGAUUCUUAUGGAGGGUCUUUUGAUACAAGAAGUGGUACAACAGAAAGUGAUACGAAAAGAACAUCAACUGACUUACUGGGGGCUCGAUGUCAUUUAAGUGAAUGGUCACCAUGGAGUCCAUGCACUCAAGUCGAUUUAGAUACUUGUUCCACUAAUGAGGCUAAAUCAUUCUGGACCAAUACACCACCUCGUAUGUGGCGAACGAGACAUAGUAUAACCCAAUCGAAUAAUGAAGACUGUUUAGCUGCUAAAUUAAAGGAAGAAAAAGCUUGUGAAACGCCUACAGCUAAACAAACCUGUGGACCAAUUCCAAUUAGUACACCUCAUACAAGAAUGCAUUUUAUGGAUACCUGUAACAAAUUACCUUGGGGUCCAUGGUCUACAUGUAUUAACGCAACAUGUACGCGUCCAGGAAUGAUUUAUCGUUGGAGGCGGUUUCCUGAUGAAGCAUCUAAAGUAACAUGUGAAAGGCAUCCACUAGCAAGCCAAGUUGAUACUUGUUGGCCACCAUCUAAUUUCCAAUGUUCUUUGACGGAAUUACAAACAGCAUGUCUUGAAGAACCACCUACUCCACAAAGAUUAUGUGUUAGACCAUUGAACACGACUAAACGAUACUACUAUUCUUCAGCGACGAAGCAAUGCAAAGAAUUUGAAUAUGUUCCUGAAUGUCAUCUUCGUGCACUUGUUGCAAAUCAUCCAAUUAGUUUAACCAGAAAUGUAUUUAAAGAUCGAAACACUUGUGAACAACUGUGUACAAAUAAACAAAUUCAAGCUGAUGCUGUUUGGAAUCCGAUUGUUAAAAGAGAAACAGAGAAAUUACAGCACAAAUGUGAACAGUCAUUAAUGAAAGGAUCAUUGUGUCAGUCGAAUAAAAUAUCUUAUAGCUGGUAUUAUGAUAAACAAUUUAAUAGAUGUAUAUCUUUUGAAUAUCUCGGUUGCUAUGGGAAUGAGAACAAUUUUAGAACAGAAAAGGAAUGUAUAACUCAAUGUGUCUACCGCGAUAACACUACAAAUGAUUUAAAUCAAUUAAAUUUGACAAACAAUAUUAAUAAAACAGCACUUUUAAAUAAUACUUAUGAUAAGUGGAUUCAAAUGCCUCAAGAAUGUCGGUAUACGCAAUGGACAGAUUGGUCGAGUUGCAGUACUACCUGUGGACAAGGAAUUCAGACCCGUGUACGUGAACGAAUUUCAUCAAAAUCAGACAACUGUCAGAAAAUUUUACCGGAACUUAAACAACAAAUGAAUUGCUUACUUAAGGCUUGUUAACUAAUAGUCACAAACUAGUCAUUUCUAAGUUUUUCCAUUUUCCUUAUACAUAUGUUAAAAUACAUUUCAGUUAUUCAUUACUACUGAUCGAGAUAUACUACUCAAGUAAAAACAAAUUAUAAAUGAAUGCUUUUCAAUGAUGAUAUUUACAUCGAGGUAAUAGUUUCGUUUUAGCACAUCUACUUUGUUUAUUCUUUUUCUUUUCCAAAUAACCUGUCACUUGUUAACGGUUUUUUGCUAUUUUAAAGUAUAGAAGAUUAUCGAUGUUAAAUGUUUGCAUUCCGUUGUUAAUUAUCUAGCAUUUUACUCCAAAUUUUUCUUUUUUCUCAUCAUUAAACUAUUCGUUUUGUUCUUGUUAUUAUUGCUUGUACGGCUGCAAUAAUUAGUAUUGUUAUCAUUGUAAACUAUGAAGUGAAUGAAUCUUUUAAGAAAGAAAUGCAACUUCCAACGAAUGUUUAAUAAAUAUUUUUCUUGUAUGA
Messenger RNA from Schistosoma mattheei, 3891 nucleotides. The record is from the annotation of a GenBank genome assembly. NCBI's taxonomy places the organism in Eukaryota, Metazoa, Platyhelminthes, Trematoda, Strigeidida, Schistosomatidae.